UCUGAUAGUAGAAAUGGGAAACUGCACAACUGAAAACUCCACAGCAGUUCCCUUUCGUCAUUUUGGCUCAGGUGGUCCUAUUGUCCAUUACAGGGAAUAAGGGAAUUCGAGCGCACUGCUUGAGCCAUUAUGGCGUCGAAUAUGCUAGCUUCAUAACCUUGGGAGGGAGGAGUCUGGCGUUUCUGGAAGCAGAAACAGCGGCGUAGUGACGAAGGAAGAGAUGAAGAACUGGAGCAACGAAAUGCUGGAGAAGAUACAGCUACCUAGCUAGUGUGAUCCAUUUUUACAUUAUUGGCAGCUACACCUGAGCACACCAAUCGUGUGGGCGUCAAGAAGAGACAGAUGUGAGCGCUGUAGAACUGGCUCUCUGGAACAUCAUUUUAAUUCUACGGGAUAUAAAUACAAGAUACCCAAUGUAAUAUUAACGUCAUCUAUUUCAAAUAAAUAUAUAUUCAGUUCCACUAGCUAGCAUUAUAGCUAGAGAGGCAUCAGUGGCACUGCUAGGCUAGCUACCAGAUACAAUUUCAGUGUUAGCUUAGCUUCAGAAAUCGCGAAGACGUUGGAGCAAGAUGUUGAGUGUUUAAUGGUAGAAAAUCACCGUGUUUGUGACUUGGAGCAGAGGAUUAGAGCCAGCGGACAAGGAGAAGGUGGGGCCGAAGAGAGAAACGGAGUCGCUAGCUAGCUAGCUAACUUACGCUAGCUUGCUAAAUUACCGGUGGUGCUUUUUGGAGAAUCGUGAGGAAGGAUUUUCCACCUAUUGGAAUUUGUAAAAAUACUGAUAACGUUACACGCUUUCCCGAUUUCCCCUCCCCACACGACUAGGCGAACAGAAAUACAAGACUGUGGUCCUUUUGCUUCAUUUCAAGAAUAACGUUUUGAACGGAUUUCUAGGGGAUCAUUUCCCCAUUCCCGUUGGACCAUGGCCGACGACGACAUUCUGUUCGAAGAUGUCUAUGAGUUAUGCGAGGUUAUUGGAAAGGGUCCGUUCAGUGUGGUGAGACGAUGCAUCAACAGAGAAACCGGCCAGCAGUUCGCUGUAAAAAUAGUGGACGUGGCCAAGUUCACAUCCAGCCCUGGUCUGAGCACAGAGGAUCUGAAGAGAGAAGCCAGCAUCUGUCACAUGCUCAAGCACCCGCACAUAGUGGAGCUGCUGGAGACGUACAGCUCAGACGGGAUGCUGUACAUGGUCUUUGAGUUCAUGGAUGGAGCAGACCUUUGUUUCGAGAUUGUUAAGAGGGCGGAUGCUGGUUUUGUCUACAGUGAAGCCGUAGCCAGCCACUACAUGCGACAGAUCCUCGAGGCUCUGCGCUACUGCCAUGACAACAACGUCAUACAUCGGGACGUCAAGCCCCAUUGUGUGCUGCUGGCCUCGAAGGAGAACUCCGCUCCAGUGAAGUUGGGAGGCUUUGGUGUGGCCAUACAGCUUGGGGAGUCGGGAUUGGUGGCAGGAGGCCGGGUGGGGACCCCACACUUCAUGGCCCCCGAGGUGGUGAAAAGGGAGCCGUACGGAAAGCCGGUGGACGUGUGGGGCUGCGGGGUUAUCCUCUUCAUCCUUCUCAGUGGCUGCCUGCCCUUCUACGGCACGAAGGAGCGCCUCUUCGAAGCUAUCAUUAAGGGGAAAUACAAGGUAAUGAACCCCCGGCAGUGGAACCACAUCUCAGAGAGCGCCAAGGACUUGGUGCGUCGCAUGCUAAUGCUCGACCCCGCAGAGAGGAUCACCGUGUACGAGGCACUCAACCACCCCUGGCUGAAGGAGAGGGACCGCUAUGCCUACAAGAUCCACCUUCCGGAAACCGUGGAGCAACUGAGGAAGUUCAAUGCCCGGAGGAAGCUGAAGGGUGCCGUGCUAGCUGCCGUCUCCAGCCACAAGUUCAACUCCUUUUACGGUGACCCUCCAGAGGAGCUUCCAGAUUUCUCUGAAGACCCCACCUCAUCAGGACUGCUAGCUGCAGAAAGGGCUGUAUCGCAGGUGUUGGACAGCCUGGAGGAGAUCCAUGCACUCACGGACUGCAGUGAGAAGGACCUGGAUUUCCUGCACAGUGUCUUCCAGGACCAACAUCUCCACACCCUUCUUGACUUAUAUGACAAGAUCAACACAAAGUCCUCCCCUCAGAUCAGGAACCCACCAAGUGACGCCGUCCAAAGAGCCAAAGAGAAUUCCACCGAAGAUGGAGCAAGCACGGCUUUGAAACAUCUGGAAUAUGUACUGGAAGAGAUUUCCUGCUACCCUGAGAACACUGACGCGAAAGAGCUCAGGCGGAUCCUCACGCAACCUCAUUUCAUGGCCUUACUGCAGACUCAUGAUGUGGUGGCCCACGAGGUGUACAGCGACGAGGCUCUGAGGGUCACGCCACCGCCCACCUCGCCCUACCUGAAUGGAGACUCGCCUGAGAGCGCCAACGGAGAGAUGGACCUGGAGAACGUAACCCGGGUGCGGCUGGUCCAGUUUCAGAAGAAUACGGACGAGCCCAUGGGUAUCACUCUGAAGAUGAAUGACCUAAAUCACUGCAUCGUGGCCCGAAUUAUGCACGGGGGCAUGAUCCACAGACAAGGAACGCUGCACGUCGGAGAUGAAAUCCGGGAAAUCAACGGGAUCAGUGUGGCUAACCAAACGGUGGAGCAGCUGCAAAAGAUGCUGAGGGAGAUGAGGGGCAGUAUCACCUUCAAAAUUGUCCCCAGCUACCGCACACAGUCUUCGUCCUGCGAGAAAGAGUCCCCUCCCACCUCCAGACAGUCACCCGCUAACGGCCACUCCAGCAUUAACAGUUCUAUCUUGGACCUGCCGGCUACUAUCCAGCCAAAAGGACGACAGAUCUCCAGACCUGCAAUCAAGGAUAAAAUGUCACACAAGAUCUACGUCCGGGCGCAGUUUGAGUACGACCCGGCCAAGGACGACCUCAUCCCCUGCAAAGAGGCGGGCAUUCGCUUCAGGGUGGGCGACAUCAUCCAGAUCAUCAGCAAGGACGACCACAACUGGUGGCAGGGCAAGCUGGAGAACACCAAGAACGGCACGGCGGGCCUCAUCCCAUCCCCUGAGCUGCAGGAGUGGCGUGUGGCUUGUAUAGCCAUGGAGAAAACCAAGCAAGAGCAGCAGGCCAGCUGUACCUGGUUUGGCAAGAAGAAGAAACAGUACAAAGACAAAUACCUAGCAAAGCACAACGCAGUGUUCGAUCAACUAGAUCUCGUCACGUACGAAGAAGUGGUGAAGCUACCGGCGUUCAAGAGGAAAACGCUAGUCUUGUUAGGUGCCCACGGUGUAGGCAGGAGACACAUCAAGAACACGCUGAUCACGAAGCACCCUGACAGAUUUGCCUACCCCAUUCCGCACACGACCAGACCUCCAAAGAAGGAUGAGGAGAACGGGAAGAACUACUACUUUGUAUCGCAUGACCAAAUGAUGCAGGACAUCUCCAACAACGAUUACCUGGAAUAUGGGAGCCACGAAGACGCAAUGUAUGGCACGCGGCUGGAGACCAUACGCAAAAUCCAUGAGCAGGGUCUCAUUUCCAUACUGGACGUGGAGCCGCAGGCCCUGAAGGUCCUGCGGACAGCAGAGUUUGCACCAUACGUCGUCUUCAUUGCUGCUCCAACCAUCACCCCUGGCAUUAAUGAGGACGAGUCACUCCAGAGGCUGCAGAAAGAGUCGGAGAUCCUGCAGAAGACCUACGCGCACUACUUCGACCAGACCAUCAUCAACAACGAGAUCGACGAGACCAUCAGAUACCUCGAGGAGGCCAUCGACCUUGUGUGCACGACAGGCCAAUGGGUGCCCGUUUCCUGGGUUUACUAGGCUCCCAAUCCCGUCACCUUCUAGCCCCGUCCCAGUCCACCAUGCCCAGCCCUGUUUCUUUGCAAUGCGUCUUUACAGAACUUAAUUCCCUGGAAGAGCCUCAGACACUCAGACUCCGCGUCCCCCUCACCCCCCCCCAAAGACUACCUAGACGUAGUGUUGUAUAAAAAUUUAAAUAUUGUCAUGUCCUUAUAGCUAGGAGACAACAUUUUUCUAGACUUUUGGUUUUAAAGGGACAGUAUCUAAGAGCAGUAAUGGGCACGGUGAGAGAGAGAGAUAGAGAAAGAGUGAGUGAGAGAGAGAGCCAGAGAGAGAUGUCAGACCGUGUCUUUAACAGUGUCCUCGUUUUUGUGCGUAUAGUUCUUCACAUUGGGAAGGUAACCUCUCUCUGCACUACUGCCUGUGGAUACCACCUCUAUAGACAAGAUGAAAAGCACAUGAACACUGCAGUGUCUUCUUUCCAGUCUUUCACCUGUUUGUUUAUUUAUUUAAACCUCUGUUUUGUUAACCAAGGCAUAAAGCACUAUGAUCACGUUCAUUUCCUUGAUGGAUCCUUCUUUUAUUAGUACACGCUUUUUUGUUGUGGGUGCCUAUGUGUGUGAUUGUGUGUGUGUGCGCGUGUGUGCGCGUGUGUGCGCGUGUGUGCGCGUGUGUGCGCGUGUGUGCGCGUGUGUGUGGGUGUGUGUGGGUGUGUGUGCGUACGCUUCCUGGUUUGCACAAUGGCUAAUGUGUCCCCCUGCAUAGAUACUGUCUCUCUAAAUGAAUACAUAAAUGUUUUAGAGAUUUGAAUGAGGUCUCAUGCAUGUGGUCAUUCUGAGAGCUUACAUGCUGUCUGUGUUAUCAGUGUCAGACUACUGUUAUCUACAGCAGAGAACAUUCCUUUUAUUUGGAAAAGAGAAAAAAAAAAGACAAAUGACUCCCAAGGGGGAGAAGAAGAGGGAAUGACACCUAUGCACAUCCCUUCCAUUCUGGUCAACUUUCUAAAGGAACCGAUUUUUAUCAGCCAUGUUGUGAGAUGUGUUUGUAAAAUUGUCUCGAUUUAAUUUGUCGUAAGAACAAGGGGGGGGGAAGAGACUGUUCCAGAUUCACCAUUUCAGAAACGUGUCGUCUGAGAGUAUUAAUGUUUUAAUUAAAUUUAAUCAACGGGGAAGAAAACAGCAAUUUUUAUUCUGUGUGUAAUUGUUUCAAAUGGGGGGAGGGGUGCACAUGUUGCGCAAAGUGAAACACUUUGCAAAUGAAGACUCAGUUUGUGUAUCAAAAAAGCCUAUGUACAUGACAAACUGUUGACUUCAGACUGCCCUGUGUAAAUUGCUCUGCUAAUGAUAAAGCAGUUCUUCAGUAUGAACACUUUUUUAAAUAUAUUUCCUUUUAUGUGUUCAAAAAGUAAA
Molecule: messenger RNA, 5178 nt
Organism: Conger conger (European conger)
Lineage: Eukaryota; Metazoa; Chordata; Actinopteri; Anguilliformes; Congridae
Product: peripheral plasma membrane protein CASK
Exons: 29
Coding region: 920-3790 (956 amino acids)
Biological process (GO): regulation of neurotransmitter secretion; protein phosphorylation
Cellular component (GO): cell-cell junction; basolateral plasma membrane; plasma membrane
Molecular function (GO): signaling receptor binding; protein kinase activity; ATP binding
Source: RefSeq, a predicted model, not a curated record